AAUGCUUAACCGGUGAAAUCGGAGGUCUACGUCCUAUCUAAACAUUGUUGCAGUACUGGUGCAAGAAAUGAUGGCGAACUCCAGCCUCAAUAACAAUUCAUCGGAUGCUUUUGGUAACCCCUCGCAAGUGUUUACAUCAUCAAGCGAAAGCUUUGAGUUUAAAGUCAUCAAACUUUUCUUUUAUGCCUUGAUUUUCCUAUUAAGCGUCUCUGGGAAUACUCUCGUCUGCUCUGUUAUCAUAAAAAGACGCCGAAUGCGAACUGUCACUAAUUAUUUCAUACUAAACCUCGCAGUGGCUGACCUGGCAAUAACCUGUGUCUGCAUUCCGUUUGACAUACCAGUUCAAGAAAAUAAUUACAGAUGGAUUUAUGGUUCUCUGAUGUGCAAGCUUUUGUAUCCUCUGCAAACUAUUGCUGCGCUUGUUUCCAUCCUUACUUUAGUGGCUGUGAGUCUUAACCGGUUUUGGGCGAUUGUCUACCCGCUGCGAAGCCAGCUUACCAAACCACGUGCAAAAACUAUCAUUUCCGCAGUAUGGGUGUUAUCAACAUUGAUCACUCUUCCUUAUAUCUUAGUGUUGCGCCUUGACGAAAAUGUAAUGAGCUGCGAAGAAAUCUGGCCUAAGAAUUUCAAUUACCGGAGAGCUUACACCUUGUCACUUUUCCUUGUUCAAUACGUAACUCCUCUGAUGAUUAUAGCCUUCGCGUACCUUAAAAUCGCGCACGAGAUGCGCAAAUGCGUUCAGAAAACGAAUUUGAUUAAUUCUGACCGAGGCCUCGUGGACUCGCAACGUCAAAAAGAGGCGAGGCGUGUCGUACGCAUGUUGGUCGUAGUCACCACUCUCUUCGCUGUCUGCGUUCUGCCGAAUAAUCUCAUGUGGCUCUGGCUGGAUUUUGGAAACGGAGCAGAGUAUGAACAUUUCUGGGAUUUGGUCGCCGUGACAAACAUUAUACUAUUUGCCAACAGUGCAGCUAACCCAAUAGCCUACACUCUUUGUAACGAAAACUUCAGAGAUGAAUUUCGGCUUUACUUAUCAUGCGAUCGAGAGAUGUAUAAGUCGAUUCUGGCGAUAUCCUCGCCUCAAAAAACGACCUGCUUGAGUUACACAGAAGUACUGAUACAAGCCCAGAGGCAAUCGGCGAAGGCAAACAAGCUAAACCAGAUACUGAAAGAGACUCGAGAAACUGAUGUGUAA
Pocillopora verrucosa is the source of this 1192-nucleotide messenger RNA. Its product is annotated as QRFP-like peptide receptor. Gene Ontology annotation, molecular function: neuropeptide Y receptor activity. NCBI's taxonomy places the organism in Eukaryota, Metazoa, Cnidaria, Anthozoa, Scleractinia, Pocilloporidae. The record is from RefSeq and is a predicted model, not a curated record. Gene Ontology annotation, cellular component: plasma membrane. Gene Ontology annotation, biological process: G protein-coupled receptor signaling pathway.